UUUUUGUCACGAACUAAAUUGCACUAUGUAAAUAAAUAAUUUUCAACAGAAAUUAAAUUAUUAUUUUAUUAUCUCUGUCGUAAGUUAACUUACAUUGUUGAAAUAAUUAUGUUUUGAAUCUUUUUUGUAAGAUUGGAUUUUGUGAUAUUGGAAUUUUAAAUUUGCAACAUAGUUUGUUAAUGAUUUUUAGUACUUCAUUAUUCUGAUAUCAAUGAAAAUCGAUGUAUUCUAUUAGUUUUUGAAAGAUGAAUAGAUCGUGUGACACCGAUCUACGUACUUGCUAUAUCUACGUAUCCGUGCAAUGGCGCAUCUAGAGAUGCAAUGACGGCCGCUUCUGGGCGUAAUCUUGAUGUAGCAUUAUCUAAGUCGUGGACCGUUACCCCCACCGACCUAAAUGCUCGACGUAUAAAUGGUCAAGACACCUUCUAAGCACUGUCAGUAAACUUGUGCGCUUUAUCUCGCAUUCUGCUUUACCUCGGUAACAUUAUCGCAUUGGAUUUAAUUGGAAUUGUGUGUGUUUUAACGGAUUCGACGUGUCCGGUUUUAUUUCUUGAAUUUGUAAUUUAAUCGAGAAUAAUAAAUUAGCGCUACAUAAAAGUGGAAUUUAGGAGCAAUUCGCGAUGAGACGAUUCUGUGUUCCAUGUGUCAUUCGAAAUAACAGUUGAUCGUGAUUAUUCAGAAGAAAUAGACAAAGAUAACGAUAAUGUUGACAGAAGAAGCAAGCACCGAUUGUUGUUAUUCGACACUCUCCAGGCCUCUUCUUAUUUUUUUUCUAUUCCUUUUUUUCACAGAGAUCUGUGCCGCGACGUACCUUAACUCUUCAAACACGUUUUUGGAAAGAUGCCGGCUUGACUGUAGUCUUCAGCGAGAUUUUGCAAGCUGUGGGAAGUACAAAGUAGCCAGAUGGCUGAACGAACUUGUCAAAGAAAAGGAAUUCACCUAUGGACCAUUUCGAAUCAUAAGGAUAUCAUCGAUGCAGCAGGAAUCUUUACUGCCGAAAUUACCUCGUCCUCGAGCUUUCAAAAGAAACAUAUUUGACACUCUAGAUUUUCUCAGAGAGAAUGUCAACGAUUUGUUGACGAAACGUGUGGUCGUUUAUACGAUCGAGAAUCCUACGAAUGGCAGAAGUUUUACUAGUGGGCCGAUGAUAAUGGACGAAGAUGAAUUACAAGAGAUACAAGGGAGGAAAGAGGCUGAGGGCGAUUGGCGUAUUUUUAAAAAGAAGAAGUCAUUGAUCUUGCCGCUCCUUAUAUUAUUGAAUCUCUUCAAAUUAAAGUUGCUGCUGCUUCCAAUCUUCUUAGGCGUUCACUUCAUCAAAAAACUCCUCGUUUUAGGUUCUCUGAUCGCACCAUCUAUUUUGGCGCAUCUUAAGGUUUGCAAGGUUCCAACACAUCCAGUGUAUUCUUAUCACACGUGGGCCACUGCUGCUGAAGCACCGGUUGAUUAUCCGACUGGCUAUCUAAUGACACGAAUGAAUUUAAUGGGCAACAUUUCCAAAUUCGAAGAUACGGUCACGAAGACACUGGUUGGGCACAUAGGAAUGAUAUUCAAGGUCAUCUGGCUUAUCCGGCCUAUCAUGGAUAUCGCAAUCCUUACGGAUGAACUUCGGCAACGAGAUAACUGUAUUUUUAAUAAAAUGUGAAGAUCUUAUGUUAGAAAACAAUCUCUACGAUCAAAUAUGUUCGGUGCCACUGUUGAAACUGUUAAAUAUAUUUUUUAUACAUAGAA
This is a messenger RNA of Vespa velutina, 1728 nucleotides long. RefSeq lists its product as uncharacterized. The record is from RefSeq and is a predicted model, not a curated record. The coding region runs from base 704 to 1642 and encodes 312 amino acids. The transcript is spliced from 5 exons. NCBI's taxonomy places the organism in Eukaryota, Metazoa, Arthropoda, Insecta, Hymenoptera, Vespidae.